This is a messenger RNA of Zonotrichia leucophrys gambelii, 2209 nucleotides long. It is a transcript of the gene GNPNAT1, whose product is annotated as glucosamine-phosphate N-acetyltransferase 1. Bases 4 to 651 code for a protein of 215 amino acids. Gene Ontology annotation, cellular component: endoplasmic reticulum; endoplasmic reticulum-Golgi intermediate compartment; Golgi apparatus. Gene Ontology annotation, biological process: UDP-N-acetylglucosamine biosynthetic process. The record is from RefSeq and is a predicted model, not a curated record. The transcript is spliced from 6 exons. Lineage: Eukaryota; Metazoa; Chordata; Aves; Passeriformes; Passerellidae. Gene Ontology annotation, molecular function: monosaccharide binding; glucosamine 6-phosphate N-acetyltransferase activity.
GGCAUGGCCCCGCCCACCGGUUGCCACGUCCGUGCGGCGCGUGCGGCGGGGCCGGCGCGCGCGGGUGUGUUUGCAGCCAUGAUGCCCGUGGCCACCGUGAUGCCCGAUGACACGCCCAUGUUCGACCCCAGGAUCCUGCAGGAACUGGACUGGAGUGAGAACACCACCACCUUUUCUCCUGCCAUUUCUCCACUGGAUCCAGGGGAUGGGCUGGUCCUGAGGCCACUUUGCACAGCUGAUGUAAAUCGAGGCUUUUUUAAGGUUCUGGGUCAGCUGACAGAAACAGGAGUGGUGAGCCCGGAGCAGUUCAUCAAAACCUUUGAGCACAUGAAGAGGUCUGGGGAUUACUACGUGACCGUGGUGGAGGACACCAACCUGGGCCAGAUCGUUGCCACAGCAACGCUGGUUAUAGAGCAUAAAUUCACCCACUCCUGUGCCAAGAGAGGCAGGAUAGAGGAUGUGGUGGUCAGUGGGGAGUGCAGAGGGAAGCAGCUUGGAAAACUAUUAACGUCCACCCUCACCUUGCUAAGUAAGAGACUGAACUGUUACAAAAUCACUCUGGAGUGUCUGCCCAAAAAUGUGGAUUUCUACAAGAAGUUUGGCUACUUGGUAUCUGAUGAGAACUACAUGUUUCAACGGUUCUUUAAUUAACAGUUUCUAGGUGUUCUGGGUUCUUGUUUUUCUUGGAAAGACUGUUGGUGGAGGAGCUUGUGCUGCAAACAUUCUCUCCGUGGAAAAUUUCUAUAGUUUAUUGCUGCAGAUAUAACAAUCCCUAUAAAUAAUGAACAUCAAAUGUGUAAAUCUUGGGGAAAAAAAAAAAAUUACUGAAGUUUUAGAAAGAGUCCUUUGGGUUAGAAAAUAAGUUUAGAACUAAUUUUUACUACUGUUGAGUCGAGGUGAAGCUUUUCUGUUCUAGCUGAGUUACAAAGGACUCUAAAGGGAUGGUUUUUAACCAAAGGUCUAUAUUUUUAUCUCAAAUUUUUUCUUGCAUUGUAUUUUUCUAAAGGUUUGUGCUUCUUUUCUCAGUAGCCAAAGGACAGCCCUGGGACUGUCCUGGCUGUGCUGAUGGAAGGAUGAUGUAGCUGGGGAAGGGAUGAGGCUUCUCUUAUGCAGAAUCAGUGACACAGAACAGGCCUUGGUUCUGGAUUUUUCCAUGACACCUCAUGGAAGUGCUGGUGAAGUUUUCUAGGCUCUGUUUUCCAAGAUUGGAUUUGUUACUGUUGGUGCAGGUUGGGGAGAAUCCUUCCAGGCUGUGCUGAAAAUGGAUGUGUGCUUCUCACUGCAGGGCUCCUGCACUUUAGCUGAUAACUUGGUUUUCAGGAUAAUUACUUUUUUUUUUCUGACAUAAAAACCCCAAAUGUGGUUUGCAACAGGGCAGAGGUAACUGGGGAACUGGAAUGUGUGAAGGAGUAUAUCCCAUAGGGAGUGGGGUUCUGGCUAUAAAUCACUGGGAAGGGGAUGGGGAUGGCAGAUUGAGCCCAGAGCAGCCUCAGAGCCACUUCCAGGGCCUGAAAAGGAAGGAAGGAGAGGGAUUUUUGUAUGGGCAGGACACAGGGAAUGGCUCCCAGUGCCAGAGGGCAGGGCUGGAUGGGAUUUUGGGAAGGAAUUGUUCCCUGGCAGGGUGGGCAGGCCCUGGAUCCCUGGCAGUGCCCAAGGCCAGGCUGGGCAGGGCUUGGAGCAGCCUGGGACAGUGGGAGUUGUCCCUGUUGGAACGAGAUGAAUUUAAGGUCCCUUCCAACCCAAACCACUCUGGGAUUUACUGACCAGCCCUGGAUCUGCAGAGGGCCAGCAGGGAUUUGCACCUGUGGCACAGCAAAGCAGGAGAGAAAUCCUCCCCCUUCUGCUGCUGCUGUGGAGCUUCCCUGGCACUGCAGCACUGGGUCCAUGCUUUGAGCACUUUGGCCAGGGGUGAAAAGCAAAGAACGUGCACAGGGCUGCUGCCAACAGUGGUGCUUUGUGUGGGGAGUGACAAAUGGCACAGCAUGAACGGGGCAUUGUCCCCAGGCUGGGUUGUUUGUGGGCAGCCAGGCCUCGCACACUGUCCUGCUUUGUGCUCUGGAGAGCAGCUCUACAGUGCUGGGGGCUCUGCUUGAUCUUCCUGAGGGUUCUCCACUCCAUCCACUGGCUCCUUGGUGAUGUCUGCUUUAUUUAUUGAUUAUUUUUUUAAAGAAUAUCUUUGUUUAAGCUGAAUAAAUGAUUGCCACCUGUA